AUGUUAUGCUUAUUGUUUUUGUUGUUUACUUUGCAACUGAUACAAGCAGAUUCUAAGGCGGAUAGUGAAUCAAUGGAAUUUGACGCCGAUGAAGACCAGUCACAAGAUGGCCGCCGGCGACACCACGGGAAGAAUCCGCUUCGAAUUCGGAACGACUACGCUCUUCGUCUGGAUCAGAAGCCAAAUCUCCGUAUAAGAGGAGGAAACACAACAGAUACUCUGAACUAUCCUUAUAUGGCUGCUAUAAUCAUUAAUGGCAGAAUGUGGUGCGCUGGAGCUAUCGUUGAUGAGAACUGGGUGAUUACUGCUGCCCAUUGUUUAAAUUAUGUCCUACACGUCUCGCCUAUCAAAUCCUUAGGAAAAUACAUCAAAAUCAGAGUAGGAAGCUCCAAACCUCACGAAGGAGGUCAACUAGUAGACGUGGUAGGAGCCGUGAGGCAUCCCAAAUUCGAAGAGGAGCCAGUGCCUCAUGCCGACGUGGCAUUGCUGAAACUAGCAGAGAAUCUGGAAUUUAAUAAAUACGUUCACCUUAUUAAGAUUUACGAUGGAAUAAAGGAACCGUUCGCUCAAAGUUUUAUCGUCGUGUCUGGCUGGGGUGCUCUUAGAGGCUCCGACACAGCCUUCAGAGACCACACUCCGGACCUCCUCACGGCGCGGCUGAAGGUGCGCACUCAGCACUACUGCAUCGAUGCGUACCAACUCGUCAACGGCUUCCAGUUCACUGAAGACUUCUUCUGCGCUUCUUUGAGGAACGGCACCAGAGAUGUUUGCUUGUUCGACGCAGGCGCCCCAGCAGUACAACAAAACUACCUGAUGGGGAUCAUGAGUUUUGGUCCAGAACGAUGCGGACAUGAGUACCAACCGGCGGUCUUCAUCAAAGCCUUUUACUUCAGGGACUUCGUAAAAUCGACAAUAGCCGCGUACAAGUCAACGGCGGACCUGCUCGCGGCCAUGCAGAGCGUGGACCCGGGCGAGGACGUAAGGCACCAGCGGCUGCAGUACGUAGCUCAGGAAAUGAAUGAAGUCACACUGCCUGACACCAAGCACGACUGA
Molecule: messenger RNA, 1053 nt
Organism: Amyelois transitella
Lineage: Eukaryota; Metazoa; Arthropoda; Insecta; Lepidoptera; Pyralidae
Product: putative trypsin-6
Exons: 6
Coding region: 1-1053 (350 amino acids)
Biological process (GO): proteolysis
Molecular function (GO): serine-type endopeptidase activity
Source: RefSeq, a predicted model, not a curated record